Molecule: messenger RNA, 462 nt
Organism: Mesocestoides corti
Lineage: Eukaryota; Metazoa; Platyhelminthes; Cestoda; Cyclophyllidea; Mesocestoididae
Source: the annotation of a GenBank genome assembly
AUGCGCCGUCGCCGCCUGGGUGGUCGCUGGCACACGGAGCGUUCUAGCUCUCCCCCUUUCCGCUCCGCACUUUUUACACCGACGCCCCGACGGUGUGUUCUUAAGCCCUCCCACCCUCUCUCCCUUUCUCCCUCACCCUUCCCUUUCCUAGCCUACCCGAGCCGUCACGCAGGCAAACGCGACAAAACCAGGCAACACACUAAAUCCUCACGUCAGCUUGCUCCGUGCGCCACCCUGCCUCACAGAGUUCCUUCUGCGCCUCAUUAGCGUACACACUCCCAGUUCACACACACAUACACACACACACACGAGCACAGUCAGAAGAUGGAGUGGGAGAGAAAAAAGACGAGGAGGAAGGUCGCGCGAGCUAUUGAUCGACAGUCGCUGUCGCCGGUAGAUGAGAAGAAUGCGGCUGGAGAGCGGGGAGGGGGAGGUAACGAGACCGAGGGGAACACGGAGUAG